GUCGGCGCGAGGCGCUGCGUCCCGCCGCGCCUGUGCGGGCCCGCGGGGCUGCGGGAGCCGCUCUUGGACACCGCGAGCGGUGACUCCCCGCCGCUCCCGGGGGCUGUGACGGAGAUGCCUACUUAGAAGAGUGACAGCAGCUGGUCUACAUGUUUCAGUGCUAAACUGGUUCCUCAGGUAUCCUGGCUCUGGAAAUUGCUAUGGGAGAUUGGAUGACUAUUACAGAUCCAGAAAGUAAAAAUCUCUCUCAAUAUACCUCAGAAACAAAGAUGUCUCCAUCAAGUCUAUAUUCACAGCAAGUGCUAUGUUCUUCAAUACCUUUAUCAAAAAGUGUGCACAGCUUUUUCAGUGCCUUCUGCACAGAAGAGAAUAUUGAACAAAGUAUUUCAUAUCUUGAUCAGGAAUUGACCACUUUUGGUUUUCCUUCAUUAUAUGAAGAAUCCAAAAGUAAAGACACAAAAAGAGAAUUAAAUAUAGUUGCUGUUUUGAAUUGUAUGAAUGAGCUACUUGUACUUCAGCGGAAAAACCUUCUAGCUCAGGAAAAUGUGGAAACAAAAAAUCUGAAACUGGGAAGUGAUAUGGACCAUCUGCAGAACUGCUAUGCAAAACUUAAGGAACAACUGGAAACCUCCAGGAGGGAAAUGAUUGGGCUUCAGGAGAGAGACAGACAAUUGCAAUGCAAAAACAGGAAUUUGCAUCAGCUCCUGAAAAAUGAAAAAGAUGAGGUACAAAAAUUACAAAAUAUCAUUGCAAGCCGAGCUACUCAGUAUAAUCAUGAUAUGAAGAGAAAAGAACGUGAAUAUAAUAAGCUAAAGGAACGUCUGCAUCAACUUGUUAUGAACAAGAAGGAUAAAAAAAUCACCAUGGACGUUUUAAAUUAUGUGGGGAGAGCUGAUGGAAAAAGAGGCUCCUGGAGGACUGGUAAAACAGAAGCCAGGAAUGAAGAUGAAAUGUACAAAAUUCUCUUGAAUGAUUAUGAAUAUCGUCAGAAACAAAUCCUAAUGGAAAAUGCUGAACUUAAGAAGGUUCUUCAGCAAAUGAAAAAGGAAAUGAUUUCUCUUCUUUCUCCCCAAAAGAAGAAACCUAGAGAAAGAGCAGAUGAUAGUACAGGAACUGUUAUCUCUGAUGUUGAAGAAGAUGCUGGAGAACUAACCAGAGAGAGUAUGUGGGACCUAUCUUGUGAAACUGUGAGAGAGCAGCUUACAAACAGCAUCAGAAAACAGUGGAGAAUUUUGAAAAGUCAUGUAGAAAAACUUGAUAAUCAAGUUUCAAAGGUACAUUUAGAAGGUUUUAAUGAUGAAGAUGUGAUAUCACGACAAGACCAUGAACAAGAAACUGAGAAACUGGAGUUAGAAAUUCAGCAAUGUAAAGAAAUGAUUAAAACACAGCAGCAACUUUUACAGCAGCUCGCUACUGCAUGUGACGAUGAUACCACUUCACUAUUACGAGACUGUUAUUUGUUGGAAGAAAAGGAACGCCUCAAAGAAGAAUGGUCCCUUUUUAAAGAGCAAAAAAAGAAUUUUGAGAAAGAAAGACGAAACUUUACAGAAGCUGCUAUUCGCCUAGGAUUGGAGAGAAAGGCUUUUGAAGAAGAAAGAGCCAGUUGGUUAAAACAGCAGUUUUUAAAUAUGACUACAUUUGACCACCAGAACUCAGAAAAUGUGAAACUUUUCAGUGCCUUCUCAGAUUCAAUCAAUGUACUGAAUAUAACUCCUGAAGAAACUACACCAAAUCAGGUUGGAAGAGAAUGUACAAAUCAGAAGUGGAGCAUAGCAUCAAGACCUGGGUCACAGGAAGGUUGCUACAGUGGAUGCUCCUUGACCUAUACAAAUUCUCAUGUGGAAAAAGAUGACUUACCCUAGAUGUGUGGAUGGGAUUUUUUUUUUUUUUCAUUAACAUGUUCAUCAGAUUUCACAUCUAAGUUGAAACAGGGUAUGCCAUAAAGUCAGUCAUCUCUAAUAAUUCAAGAUGGUCUGAGUUGUUUGUUUGGAUUUCCCUGUCUUCCCCCAAAGAGCUGAAAUGCUAAAUGUCUUUAAAAGGAUAUAAAAGCUUUGGAUAUGUAUUUUUAGUAACAGAAACAUCUGGUUCUGUGAAUAAAGGAAUGUAUAGAUGUUUGGAUGGAAACAAAGCACUAGAAUGAGUUUCCUCUUUAUAGGUAUUAAAAAUAGCACUUUUAGGAAACUGAUUAUUGUAAAUGUUUAAUUUUUGUCCCAAUAUAGUUGGCAUUGGAAGUUUAACCUUUACUUGAAUGUAUACUGUAGAUUUUUAACAAAGCAAGUUCUAUAUUUAUUAUGUUUAGUGUGAUUUUGAAAUUACCUCUUUCAUGUUUUAAAUAAAAUGAAAUUUAUGUAUGUUUUGUACAUAGAUAUACAUGAUUAUGUUAAGAGGCUUUAAGACUUAAAAACUUCUACACAACCAUGAGUACAGUAAAAUUUUCAGUUGUAUUCUGUUUACAGGUGUGUUAGGACCAUUGCCACAUUGCAUUUAAGGUUUUGUGUUUUUUUUUUUUUAUCCAUAUGGGCAA
Molecule: messenger RNA, 2524 nt
Organism: Marmota monax (woodchuck)
Lineage: Eukaryota; Metazoa; Chordata; Mammalia; Rodentia; Sciuridae
Product: afadin- and alpha-actinin-binding protein-like
Source: RefSeq, a predicted model, not a curated record